This is a messenger RNA of Pristis pectinata (smalltooth sawfish), 1344 nucleotides long. RefSeq names its product cornifelin homolog. The transcript has 4 exons. The record is from RefSeq and is a predicted model, not a curated record. Bases 84 to 590 code for a protein of 168 amino acids. NCBI's taxonomy places the organism in Eukaryota, Metazoa, Chordata, Chondrichthyes, Rhinopristiformes, Pristidae.
UAGAGCAGCGGGUGAAAGCAUCCUCGCUGAUCUCCCGGAGGUGUGCAGAAACCGAGACCCCACAACUACACCAGCGAUCAGCCAUGGCAUCCCCCGUCGUGGUGGUCUCCCAGCCGCAGAUGACCACCACCACCACCACCGUGGUCACCAACCAGAGGCAAGGCUGGAGUACAGGCAUCUGCGACUGUUGUGACGACUGCGGCAUCUGUUGCCUGGCCUUCUGGUGCCUGCCCUGCUUCAUGUGCAAGACGGCCGAUGAGUUUGGGGAGUGCCUCUGCCUGCCGCUGCUGGACGUCACCUGCAACGCUUGUGGCUACUACGCCACCGCUAUCCCUCCGAUCUCCCUCGCCAUGCGAGUGGCCACCCGCGAGAGAUACAACAUCCAUGGCUCCAUCUGCAAUGACUGCUGUAUUAUGUACUGGUGUCUCAGCUGUGGAUGGUGCCAAAUCGCCAGAGAAAUGAAAGAGCGCAAGAAGCAAGUGACCAUCGUCAACGCUACCACCUCCAUGUUGCCCCACCCGACCUACGUUCCCCAGCCGGUGUACGUACCCCAGCCAUCCAAUCAAGUGGUCCCUCAGUACCCAAAAUAAAGCUAUGCAAAAUGGCCGAGAAAAUAAUCUAUGCAUGGCAAUAGAAGUUCUAAAUAACUGCAAUGUUUGUUGGACUACUCUUUCUCUGUCACACAUUGACCGGUGUCUCUCAGUCCCUCUCUCUCAGGGUGAUAUCUCUUCAUUGACCGGUGUCUCUCAGUUCCUCUCUCUCAGGGGGGUAUCUGUACACUGACCGGUGUCUCUCCGUCCCUCUCCCUCAGAGUGAUAUCUCUACAUUGACUGGUGUCCCUCAGUCCCUCUCUCUCAGGGGAUAUCUGUACACUGUCUCUCAGUCCCUCUCUCUCUCAGGGUGAUAUCUCUACAUUGACUGUGAAUCUGUGUAUUUGAUUGUAAAACCUAAUCGAGAUUAGUUAGAGCCCACUGUAUCACAUAGCAGCCUACCUGCUUCAAACAGGCUAAUUGGGUGAAUCCUUUUACCACGGGGGUGAUUGUUACACAAUACCCACCACAUGAGUUGGACAGAACAAGGUCUCAAUCUCAUGGCAAGAAGGUCGGAAACAUUUGUAGACCAGAACCUGCACACAUGCACACUUGAUCACUCUCUCAACACUGACAUACCCUGACCACACACAGAGAAUCUCACACCCACACACACACACCCACACACACACACACACACGCCCACCCACACACCCACACACCCACACACCCACACCCACGCACACACAGGCACACUCACACAUGGACACACACACAGAAAAACACACAUAGACACAUAGAGAAGCACAUGCAG